This is a messenger RNA of Solenopsis invicta (red fire ant), 3766 nucleotides long. Its product is annotated as solute carrier family 25 member 44. NCBI's taxonomy places the organism in Eukaryota, Metazoa, Arthropoda, Insecta, Hymenoptera, Formicidae. The record is from RefSeq and is a predicted model, not a curated record. The transcript has 5 exons. Gene Ontology annotation, molecular function: branched-chain amino acid transmembrane transporter activity. The coding region runs from base 407 to 1396 and encodes 329 amino acids. Gene Ontology annotation, biological process: branched-chain amino acid catabolic process. Gene Ontology annotation, cellular component: mitochondrion.
AUGGAUAGAGCCCAUAAUUUUUCAUAGCUCUCUCUCUCUCUCUCUCUCUUUGCUAUUAUCGGGUAAUUUUGUAAUCGCGAAAUUGUGAAUGAAAAUGGAUUAGCGUUAGAGAGCACGUUAAGUGCCAUGCUGACGUGACACGCGAUAACGUGGCCGACAUGUCGAUUAUGCUGUAAACACCGAAGAUUCCUCCCUCCCGAUAGCGCAAAAGCUAAGGCGAAGGAGAUUUCGGGAUAAAUCGUCUCGUUAUAGUGCAUUACAUCAUUGUUACUGCCGGAAUUUUGAGCGUUAAUGCUUAUAACACACCGAUGAGAUAUGCUGCAUCAAAUUAGGCCAAAUCCUCCGCGAGUCUCUCUGCUUGACCCAUCUGUCGCCACGAGCUACAAUAUCUGCCCACGUUCGAGAGAUGUCUGCGGUAGAGGCAACACCGUUCAUCCGCACCAUCGAGUGGGACAUGAUGGACAAGACGAAAUUCUUCCCGCUCAGUAUGCUGUCCUCGUUCUCGGUCAGGUGUUGCCUGUACCCCCUGACAGUGAUCAAGACUCGCCUCCAAGUGCAAAGACAAAAUCACAUGUACAAUGGUAUGGUAGAUGCAUGUAGGAAAAUUUACAAAGUGGAAGGUGUCUCGGGCCUUUAUCGAGGGUUCUGGAUAAGCUCCAUUCAAAUUGUCUCCGGAGUAUUUUACGUAUCAACCUAUGAGGGAGUACGUCAUUUGCUCAAACAGGAUACACCUCUUGGACGCGUUGACUCAAAGGUCAAAGCGUUGAUUGCUGGCGGCGCCGCUAGUUUAGUUGGACAAACGAUAGUCGUCCCAUUUGAUGUUCUCAGUCAACAUCUAAUGGUUCUCGGGAUAAAUAGUACUAAACACGGCAGGGUAUACGUAGAUAAAAUGGGAAUGAAUCCUUUGGGUCUGACCCUUGGACCUGGAAAGACUCGCGCGCAAAUUUCAGCGGAAAUAAUAAGAUUGAUUUAUCAGAGAGAUGGUUAUCGCGGUUUCUAUCGAGGAUACAUGGCUUCUUUGUGUGCGUAUGUGCCUAACAGCGCCCUUUGGUGGGGAUUGUAUACGGUUUAUCAAGAUGAGCUUAUAAGGUUGCUUCCGAGCUGGUUCUCACACUUGUGUAUACAGGCAAUGGCGGGUACAUUGGGGGGUUUCACGACCACAAUCAUUACGAACCCCUUGGACAUUGUGAGAGCGCGAUUGCAAGUGCAACGAUUAGACAGUAUGCUCAGUGCGUUUAGAAUAUUGUGGAUCGAGGAAGGACUACACAUGUUUACCAAAGGACUCUCCGCGAGGCUUGUACAAUCCGCCUGCUUCAGUUUCUCAAUAAUUCUAGGUUAUGAAACUAUUAAGAGAGUGAGCAUAACCGAAGAGUACAAGAGUUACAUUCGGUGGUGAGCUUCAGAGGUACUAUUAUAAUUAAUUUCACGCAGAUGAUACGGGUUUUAUCCAAUGACUUUUUCUACAACUGCGACGCGCUUUUCGAUGCGCAUUACUUUUUACGCGUUAAAGAAAAGGCAAUUAUAAUUUAAUCGACACAGAAAUAAUCUGUAAAAAGAGCUAUCUAAAUUAAUUUUUCUUGGCUAUGGAAGUACUAUUAAGUUAUGUCAGACUUUUAGUGAUCGAAGCUAUCUUUCGUUACACGAACAACAAAAAGAAGAGUAAUAUAAUUGCAUAAUUGUAUCACCUGUUAUCCGCGUAAUUGCCGUAAAUUCGCGCAUCACAAUUUGAUAUGUCACAGCAAUCUCGUAGAGAGGUGGCAACUCGUACUUUGGUGUACAUAAAAACAGUAGUUCCGAAUGACAACAACUAGGCGAAUAAUUUGUAAGUGUAAUAAAGCGCAUUUUGUACGCUAGCGUCAUGUGUCAGAUCGAGUACAAACUUCGUAACAUAUAUUAGAUAUGUUACUGUGAUACAAAUAUAUCUAUUCGUACUAUAAAGACGACCGGUAUCUUAGUUACGCGUCCGUUUUUAACGUUACAAUAUAUAUUGAACCUAGUCAGACAUGGACAUGCAUGCAUGUAUAAGUAUAUUGGUCGUCUUGAAAAUACGAAUAGAAUGUAAUACCUAAAUAAGCGGAAUAUAUUGGUUCAUUACUCACUCUAAAAAAUGAUGGUAUUUAUGUAACUCUCACCAUGUUGAUGUUUAUAUUAUUUAUAUUAUAUUUAUAUAUACUUAUAUAAGUAUAAUAUGUAAAUGUUUAUAUAUUAUAUUUAUAUCACAUUUAUUUAUAUCGGAAUUGUGAAUGUUAUUUCGUAAACUUGUAACUAGUUACAGUUUUUUUUCCCUCAAAAAAUAAUUAGUUACAAAUUAUUGACUCUGAAAAGUAACAUGUUAAAGUUAUAAUUACCCAAAAAUAUAUUUAAUAUAUUAACUGAAUAAUUUAUAAUAAAUUAAUACACACACAUUUCCAAUAUAUUAUCAAAUUAUAGGAUUAAUUUUUACCUAUAAAAAGUUACCAAAUUCAAACUUUGUGAUAAAAUCACAACAGUGGUUUAGCUUCUUUUAAAAAGUAAAGUUUUAAUUAUUCUUUCGGUGAUUUAUUAUUUUAUUCUGCUGAAUGCAGACCACAUAUUGAUUAAUAAGAUUGAAAUACAUAAAUUUUCAAAGUAAUAACUAGUAAAUUGCUAGUAAAAAAUCUGUAACUGUAACUAAAUUACAGUUACAGAUGAAAAGAAUCAAGUUACUGAAAUGAGUAAUUCUAAUUGUAACUUUGUUACAAGUUAUAAAUAUUGUUAAAUAUAUAUCAUUGGUGUUAAAAUCGUACCAUUAUUUUUAGAGUGCUGAAAUACCGAUAGACGCCGCAAAGAUUUAAGAAAUAUAUCCCAGGCAUCACGCGCGUCUAAAAUUGGAACGUAGACGUCUCAAUAAUAUUUGUAAACAUGUGAAUGAUGACUUAAUGAUAUUUUUAGGACGACUUGUGUCUAUUGUGAUUAUAUUUUCUGGUAAAACUUAAAGGACAAAUUUUAAGAUCUAAAAAUUUUAAGACUGUUCCUCUACGUUUUUAAACCGUUUUAUGACUGCGUAUUUACUGCAACGAAAUUUUCUUGCACAGUAUACCAAAAUGAGAUAUUGCGUAGUUUUGGAUAGUUUGGAACUCAGUUGACUAUGUUGAAACAAAUUUUGGUCUUAAAUCUAAAAUAAAAUUGAAAUAAUAAAAAAUGAAAACAGAUCUAAUGUAAAUAAUUUUACUUUAAAAAUUAGAUAUAAUUCAGGGGUUCGAUUCUACAAGGGGAUACGCACGGAUUUCACAGGAUAAGUAUUAAGUUAAGUUCAGUUAAUUCAUAACGCAUCUCUUUGUGUUUAAAGUUUAAACUGAAGUUAGCCCAGUGGACUAUACUUAUUCCGCGAAAUUCGCGCGUAUUCCCUUACACUAUCUAGCCUCUUAAUUAACAAAAGACAAAUGUAAUCAAUUAAAAGAUAACAAAACAAAUUAUAUUGCAUGAAACUAAAUUUGUCGGUUUUUUUCAUAAAAAUUUGUUCAUUAGAUAUUGGAAUGCUGAUUAGACAAGAAUUUUUUGCAAUAAUAAAAUAAAAAGCAAAAUUGAGUUAAAAAAAAUAAAAAUCAGCCAUCUGAAAUAAAAGACUGUUAUUUUAUAAUAAAGGACACGUGUUCAUCGUACUUAUGUCCUAAUUUUGGACGUGCGUGUUGUCUAAGAUGACUGUUUAAUAUUUCCACCUAUGCAUUGUGUAUGUAUAUACAGCAAAACUGAGAAUCCCUGAGAACUCCGUGAGAGAAUGUUAAUAAAUUUUAUUGGCUAUAUUAAA